AAAAAAGAUUUAAGGAGCAUUUACCAAAAUGCAAAGGUCUAAAUGAGGCUCCGCAAAGGCCAAAAGUGCCAGGAAAAGAUGAAAAUGAAAAGUAUUUUCGUAAUUAUAAAUGCAUGCAACCAAAUCCAUAUCGUAUUUUCUGGGAUCUAGAAAUGUUAACCGAAAAGUUAACUCCAGAAGAAAAAAUGAAAUUAACUAAUACAGAAAGAUUACAGAUGCAUAAACCGUGUGGAUACUACUAUAUAAUAGUUCGCAUGGACAGUUCACUUAAUUAUGAGGUAGUAAGUUAUGAUCUAUAUAGAGGGUCAGAUACCUUAGAAAAAUUCGUUGAAAGAAUCGAAGGAGAGCUUCUAAAUAUUCAAGAAGAUUUAUCUGCACCAGCUGAAAUUAUUAUGGCACCUGGAGAUCUUAAAGCAUAUAAUGAAUCAACUGAAU
Molecule: messenger RNA, 435 nt
Organism: Funneliformis geosporum
Lineage: Eukaryota; Fungi; Glomeromycota; Glomeromycetes; Glomerales; Glomeraceae
Source: the annotation of a GenBank genome assembly